ACGUAUGUAAAGCAUCUAAUUGUUUAGUUGUAAGAACUGUUUGCCAGUUUGCUGCCCUGCUUAUCAAAGCAUCGAUAAACUAUACUAGUUAUGUAUCUAUUUGUUGAAGUUUGUUUAUAGCUACCAUUAAAGUUAAUGUGUUGAAUAUAAAAUUCUACACUAUAUUUAACAAGUAAUGAAUAUCAACGAAAAAAAUUAAAAUGUCUAAAAUCGAAACAAUACCAAUUUUAACUGCGAACUCAGCACGAGAUAUCUUGAAUAAAACCCUAGAAGCACUCCAGUCUGCGGAUAGUUUACAAAAAUUAGAAGAAGCGCGAGAUAAUGUUGGUAACGAAAUGUUAAAAAUGAUGCAAUUUUUAUUUCCAAUUGUGAUGCAAAUACAAAUGGAGAUAAUAAAAGAUUUUGGAUAUCCUGAAGGAAGAGAAGGGAUAAUUAAAUUCUCACAAAUGUUACGAAAUUUGGAACGAGAGGAUAUCGAAAUUGCCAGGCUAAAUGGUCUUGUUAAGUCUUAUUAUUUACCCCCAGUAACUGUUCACACUACAAAUGAGUCACCAGCUGAAGAAAAAGUUAAUAGUAGUUAGCUGCAAUAAGUAUUGUAAGUAAAAUAAAUUAGCACAGUGUUGUUUAGAAUAUGUUUUGGUUUAUCUUCAAUGUACUUAAACACAAACACAUAAUAAAAUAAAUCUUUUUGUAAAUGGA
Diorhabda carinulata is the source of this 699-nucleotide messenger RNA. Its product is annotated as protein C10. Bases 201 to 581 code for a protein of 126 amino acids. The transcript has a single exon. The record is from RefSeq and is a predicted model, not a curated record. NCBI's taxonomy places the organism in Eukaryota, Metazoa, Arthropoda, Insecta, Coleoptera, Chrysomelidae. Gene Ontology annotation, biological process: post-embryonic development.